AUGUGGUUCAAGCCUAUAUUCAUAUUUAUUGGCCUAAUUUGGUACAGUCUCUUUGGAUCCGCAGCUCCUCCACCGGAGAAAGAUUAUAAAUCUCUUUUCCACACCAAUAUUUUUGAAGCGUUUACACCGUUACCAGAAUAUCCCAAAAAUGUAACCCGUAAUUAUACAUUUGAACUGUUAAAUGUUUACUUAGCUCCUGAUGGCUUCACUCGUCCGGUAUGGUCGGUGAAUGGGCAAUACCCCGGUCCGAUGAUCCGUGCAAACUUUG
Molecule: messenger RNA, 268 nt
Organism: Acaulospora morrowiae
Lineage: Eukaryota; Fungi; Glomeromycota; Glomeromycetes; Diversisporales; Acaulosporaceae
Source: the annotation of a GenBank genome assembly